Molecule: messenger RNA, 975 nt
Organism: Lepisosteus oculatus (spotted gar)
Lineage: Eukaryota; Metazoa; Chordata; Actinopteri; Semionotiformes; Lepisosteidae
Source: RefSeq, a predicted model, not a curated record
GUGACAGGGACGAAGGUAUCGAGAGCAAUGGAGGAAAUAACUGGAGCUCAAAUAAUCGCUGAAGCACUGAAAGCGCAAAACUUGGAGUACAUGUUUGGAAUAGUUGGUGUUCCUGUAAUAGAGGUGGCAAUGGCUGCUCAGGCUGCAGGCAUAAAGUAUGUAGGCAUGAGAAAUGAACAGGCGGCUUGCUAUGCUGCAUCAGCUGUGGGAUAUUUAACAGGAAGGCCAGGAGUUUGUCUAGUUGUGUCUGGUCCGGGACUCAUCCAUGCCUUAGGAGGAAUGGCAAAUGCUAACAUGAACUGCUGGCCUGUUAUUGUUGUUGGGGGCUCUUCAGACCAAAACCAGGACACAAUGGGGGCAUUUCAAGAGUUUCCACAGGUAGAGGCAUGUAGGCUGUACAGCAAGUUCUCUGCAAGACUCAGCAGCCUUGAAGCCAUUCCAUCAGUGAUUGAGAAGGCUGUUAGAAGCAGCAUAUAUGGCCGCCCAGGGGCUUGUUAUGUUGACAUUCCAGGGGACAUGGUUAAUGGCAGAGUGGAAAGGGCAAAAGUCAAGGUGGUCUCCUGUUGCUUGCCUCCUCCGGUGGCUAUGGCAGAGCCUCAGGCCAUCGCUCAAGCAGUGUCUGUGCUGAAGAAAGCCAUGAGGCCUCUCCUCAUCAUUGGAAAAGGUGCAGCUUAUGCCAGAGCUGAAUCUAAGAUCCUGGAUCUGGUGAAUCUUUGCGGAUUUCCAUUUUUGCCUACCCCAAUGGGAAAAGGAGUGGUACCAGAUAAUCACCCAAACUGUGUGGCUGCUGCCCGAUCUAGGGCCUUGCAGCAGGCUGAUGUGAUUUUGCUUCUUGGUGCUAGACUGAACUGGAUACUGCACUUUGGACUUCCUCCACGGUUUCAACCCAAUGUGAAGUUCAUUCAGGUUAAAUAUUUACCAUAUCCACCUUUCAGUUAUUGGCUAACUAUCAUUGAAUAAUAUCGCAAUUACUGG